AUGUGAGUGCGUCACGACGUCGUUCAAUGGCUCUGGGAACCCAUUGGGAAUCCCCGCUAUAAAAGCGCAAAACCUGUCUACAUUCACAAAUAUACGCGAAAAAAAAAAUUUCAUCAGUUGUUAUUCAGAGAAAGAGAGAGAAGAUGGCAGAAGAGGGACAGGUGAUCGGCGUCCACACCGUCGAGGAAUGGACUCAACAUUUGGAGAAGGGAAAAGAGUCCAAGAAGCUGGUUGUGGUGGAUUUCACUGCUUCAUGGUGCGGACCUUGCCGUAUUAUGGCGCCUAUCUUCGCAGAAUUGGCCAAGAAAAUGACUGAGGUGAUCUUCUUGAAGGUGGAUGUGGAUGAGUUGAGGACUGUGUCUGAGGAUAUGGGUAUUGAAGCAAUGCCAACCUUCCUGUUCCUGAAAGAUGGCAAAGAGGUUGACAAGAUUGUGGGUGCAAGGAAAGAUGAUCUGCAGCUGAAAAUAGAAAAGCAUGCACCUGCAACUGCGUCUGCUUCUGCCUGAAGCUUGGAGCGAUAUAUUCGCCUUUCUAUCUGUCAUGGUCAUGUUAUUUCUAAAGCACUUGUAUUAGUCUUGGAUCUUAUGAAUAUCUAUCAUCCAGGUAUAUGAUACCUGAAAAACAAUGGUGUGUGUUUAAUGUUCUCUUACUGUUUCUCAGAAUUGCUGCUUGGAACUUUGAGUAAUAUAUUGGCCUUUCUAUCUGUUAUGAUCUUGUUGUUUCUAAUGGUACUGUAUUAGUCUUGGAUCUUAUGAAUAUCUAUUAUUCAGAUGCAUGAUACCUGAAAAACCAUGAUGUGUGUUUAAUUGUCUCUUGCUGUUUCUGAGAAUUGCUGAUAUGGUAUCUGAUGUUAAUGGUAUGGUGUUCUAUCGUAAGUGUUUCCUUAGCAUAUGUUAAUGUGGUUGCUGGAUAAUUGUUGAUGAUGCUUUUCCUGGUUCUCUGUUUUAAUGAAUCAAAGGAUAAUCACUACUGAUUUCCUUGACAUCCAUGCGUCAAUGAUGUUAUUCUGUGGUGUUUAGGAUUCAUUAUGGGACAGGCUGGGGGUGAAGAGGUGUUUGGGAAAGCUAAAAAGGCAUUCGUUGUAAAAGUACUAUUUAUUUCUUCUAAAAGUGAAAUUAUGUUAGAGAGAUUCAAAAAUUGUGAGCUUUAAGUAAAUUUAAAAAAAGUUUAGAUGUGUGGUUCUUUUAAAACUUGCUUAAAUAGUACAUAAAAAGUUAUUUAUAAACUUUUUUUUAAUAAAAUUCUAAAUUUAUA
Molecule: messenger RNA, 1254 nt
Organism: Rubroshorea leprosula
Lineage: Eukaryota; Viridiplantae; Streptophyta; Magnoliopsida; Malvales; Dipterocarpaceae
Source: the annotation of a GenBank genome assembly